Megachile rotundata (alfalfa leafcutting bee) is the source of this 1398-nucleotide messenger RNA. It is a transcript of the gene IFT52, whose product is annotated as intraflagellar transport 52. The record is from RefSeq and is a predicted model, not a curated record. Gene Ontology annotation, cellular component: intraciliary transport particle B; cilium; centriole. Gene Ontology annotation, biological process: intraciliary transport; cilium assembly. NCBI's taxonomy places the organism in Eukaryota, Metazoa, Arthropoda, Insecta, Hymenoptera, Megachilidae.
AUUCUUUCAUAAAGUGACAAUCAUUAUGAGCAUGAUCCUUGGCGGCGGUGAUAACAAUAACUUGAAUGUGAUUAUUUUUGAUGCCUCGAAAAACGAAAGAAAAUUGAAUGAGGAAUUCAAAGUGUUGCAAAGAAAAUUAAAAUCGAAAUGGAAAUUCAUCGAAAAUAACGAUGUCUUAACGGAGGAGUUAUUAUCAACAGGCAAAAUAUUAGUAUUACCAGGGCCGCGAAGUAAAUUUACCGAAUUAGAAAUGAAUUCUAUAAGAACAUUUUUAAAUUCCGGCGGACACGUAUUAGUUAUGCUCGGUGAAGGCGGUGAAAAAAUAUCAAACACGAAUGUAAACUUUUUAUUGGAGGAAUUUGGUAUAAUGGUGAACAAUGAUAGUGUAAUACGUAUGAGUUACAGUCAAACUAUGCAUCCAAAAGAAUGUUUUAUUUCACAAGGAAUGUCAAAUAAGUCAAUAUUUUCAAAAAAUCAUAAUGAAUACAUGGAUAUGAAUUUUUUAUACCCAUAUGGUGCAACUUUAAAUGUAGCACAACCUUCUGUAGUUGCGCUAUCCAGUGGAUCUAUUGCCAUUCCAACAAACAGACCUAUUUGUGCAUACCAUUACAGUGACAAAAAUGGUGGCAAAUUACUUGUCUUAGGUUCAUCAAGGAUGUUGACUGAUUCAUAUAUUGAAAAAGAAAAAAAUGAUUCAUUAAGAGAAAUGAUAUUUGACUUUUUUGAAUCCAAAGAAAUUGUGAUCAAAGAAUCACAAAUGGAUGAUGUGGAUUAUUGGGAAUACAACUUUAUCCCAGACAUAACACAACAAGCAGAUAAUCCAAAAGUGUGCACUCAGGAUAUGGAUAUAAUGGAUAACCCUCAUGAAUAUACCAAACUGUUUAAACAUCAUUUCUAUUCAAUAAAUUUAGAUAUGGUACCAGCUUGUAUAAAAGCUUAUGAAGUUUUAGGGGUGAAACAUGAACCGCUUACUUUAAUUCCUCCACAUUUUGAAUCUCCUUUACCACCUACACAAGCUUCAGUCUUUCCUCCAAGUUUUCAAGAAUUACCACCACCAGCCUUAGAAUUAUUUGAUUUGGAUGAAGCUUUUAGUUCUGAUCUAUUGAAAUUAUCACAAUUAACAAAUAAGUACAUGGCAACCAAAGAUUUGUCAGAUCAUAUGGAAUUGGAUCAUUAUAUCAGGGAAUUUGGAAGCAUUAUAAGAAUUAGUAAUUCUGAUACUCAUACAGCAAAAGAAGUGUUAAAUGCAGUCUUUCAAAGUAUUUGCAGCUAUAAAGCUAUGCAUGAGUGAACAAAACCAUUAGAUUAUAAGUACUGUCUGAUUUUUUUCAAUAUUUAUUAUUACAUUAUGUAAUAUAAGUGUACAGAUAAGUGUAAAUAUAAAAAAUUAUUAUAUUA